AUGCCUGUUCUCACCGUCUUAGCUGCUGCAUCUCAGUGCAUUCGUUACCUGACCAUCUUGCAUUACACUCCUCCCGAAUAUCGCUACUCGCCUUUCCCGAUGACCGCAAUCUUGACUUCACUCGGCUCCACCAGUUGCUCGUAUUUGGACACCAAAACUUCGAACCACAUAUUUUGCACCGGUAGUGGGUGUGAAUACGCAGUGGACAACUGCCUAGCAAACGACAUGUCUGCUGCGUCUACUGACCCAAGGCCAGGGUGGAGGGCAACUCACAAUUCCCAGUCACCGCGCCCCAGAGACCCUUCUACCUCUGCUCCCACAACAAGCAAUUUCAUAUCGACAUCCUGGUCCGAGGGCCCUUCUCAUCUGGACCCAGCACUGGCACACAGCAUGUCCUUUGAUUUUGACCAGAUAAUACUGCCCGAUUCCAAUUUGAUCGACCUCGGGGUGUCCCUGGGUGACUUUAUGCCAAGAAUCACAGAACCAAGAAGUCUACCUUCAACAGAAGCGGCCUCAGGAAACUUAAUUGGCAGACAACCGCAUGGCUACACAUUAGAGAACAAAGCCAAUCGACAUCCGUCGCAGUCGCCCUCUCUCUUAUACCAAACACUUUCCGGCCCCCCAUCUCAGCAACAUACUCAUUCACCAAAACCCAUCAGAAAUUUCCAAACAAUUAAUAAACAACAACAACAACACCUGCGACAGAACACAACCGUCGCCGAGUCCACUUGUAGCGACACCCCUUCCUCGCAGGACUCGGGCGAUGACCCACUCACGGAAAAACGAAGACGAAAUAAACUAGCCGCUCAAAGACUGCGUCAGAAAAAGCUGGAUCGAAUUUCUGGUUUGGAGUCACGGUUGGAAGAGAUCACAAAAGAACGUGACGAUUUACGAUUACGUCUCGCAAAGUGGGAAGGAGAAGCUAUGGCAAUGAGGCAACUGUUUGACCAAAAGAUGAAAGAGUGA
This is a messenger RNA of Talaromyces rugulosus, 966 nucleotides long. RefSeq lists its product as uncharacterized. Gene Ontology annotation, molecular function: DNA-binding transcription factor activity. NCBI's taxonomy places the organism in Eukaryota, Fungi, Ascomycota, Eurotiomycetes, Eurotiales, Trichocomaceae. The record is from RefSeq and is a predicted model, not a curated record. Gene Ontology annotation, biological process: regulation of DNA-templated transcription. The coding region runs from base 1 to 966 and encodes 321 amino acids. The transcript has a single exon.